Molecule: messenger RNA, 627 nt
Organism: Fusarium musae
Lineage: Eukaryota; Fungi; Ascomycota; Sordariomycetes; Hypocreales; Nectriaceae
Exons: 1
Coding region: 1-627 (208 amino acids)
Source: RefSeq, a predicted model, not a curated record
AUGAAGACUGUGCGAGUUACAACUGACAUCGAGCCUGACACCGGCAACGCUCCUGAGUUUACUUGUGUGCCCAUGACGGCAACCAACGACGAGGGUGCGACACUUGAGCUAGAUGAGGGAUGCACCCUACACUACGAACCCCCGGAAGCUACCACCACAGACGAUAGCGCUGCUCGUCUUCGUCGCGAUGUCGCAACAGCACCAGCCCCCGUCAACAAUCUUUUGGCCAGACAAUUAUCGUGCACACCUUAUACCAUUUAUACAACAACGGAAUGGGAGACCGAGACCGAGACCGAAACUGGCACAAAGACUGUCACGGUGCAAGGCGAAGAUGCGACGUUCUCGUGUCCUGAGAUGGAAGUUACUAACGAUGUGGGCGAUACUUUGGCUCUCGAUGCUGAGUGUGUUUUGUCAUUUACGCCGGCUGAGACAACGAGUUCUGAGGAGGGAGCCUCGGCGCAAGAUCGGCCGACGAAUGGACCGGCCGGCACUGGGGAGAGUACUACUACCGUGACAGCUACGGCGGGGAGUGGAGGAUCGAAUGGCAACAGUGGCUCUAUUGAGAGGGGUUCUUUGACGCUGAUGUUGAGUUUUAUUGGAGGAGCAAUGUUGAUGUUGACAGUUUAA